This is a messenger RNA of Mytilus trossulus (common blue mussel), 1381 nucleotides long. Its product is annotated as putative hydroxypyruvate isomerase. Bases 46 to 921 code for a protein of 291 amino acids. The record is from RefSeq and is a predicted model, not a curated record. NCBI's taxonomy places the organism in Eukaryota, Metazoa, Mollusca, Bivalvia, Mytilida, Mytilidae. The transcript is spliced from 8 exons.
UGACCAAGACCUUAAUAUGUAAACAUCCGGAUUUCAUAACGGCACAUGUUUGUGAAAUCGUCUGCAACUUUGACACUUCUGUCUCAAUUUGGUUUUACGUUUGUUAGAAACAUACAAACAGACGUAAUGCCUCUCAAACUAGCAGCUAAUUUAACAACGCUCUUUCCUGAAGUCAAAACAAUAACAGAACGCUACGAAAAAGCUAAGAAAGCAGGUUUCCAUUACGUUGAAUGCGCUUUUCCAUUUGCAGAAACAAAAGAACAGCUACAAAAUGUCAAAAAGAAAUUAGGACUUGAUCAUGUUUUAUUUAAUGGCUAUCCAGGUGACGUUGGAAAAGGUGAUAGAGGCAUUGCAGCAUUACCCGACAGAAAAAAAGAAUUCCAAGAUAAUGUUGACAUUAAUAUACAGUAUGCCAAAGCUUUGGAUUGUAAAAGAAUCCAUGUUAUGGCAGGUGUAACAAAGGGAUUGGACCAGAAACUAUGUGAUGAGACUUAUUUAGAGAAUAUUGCCUUGAUUGCUGAUAAAUUUGCAAAAGAAGGACUGACAUGUAUGCUUGAGCCAAUUAAUGACAGUGUGACUAUUCCAGGGUAUUAUUUAACAGAUGUUCAUAAAGCUGUUGAAAUAAUAAAGAAACUGAACAGACCAAAUGUGAAGUUACAGUUUGAUUUCUUUCAUAUGCAGGUGUUACAUGGAAAUUUUACUGAGAAUUUUAAGAAAUAUUAUCAAUAUAUAGAUCAUAUACAAGUAGCACAAACACCAGGUCGAUGUGAACCAGGAUUUCCAGGAGAAAUGGACUAUUCCUAUGUCUUUAAACUCUUAGAAGACCAUGGAUAUGAUGGUUAUGUUGGUUUGGAAUACAUGCCAAGAGGAGACACUGUUGAAGGACUAAAAUGGUUAAAGGAAAUGAAUAUGACAUUAUAAAACAAAAAUGGAGAAAAAUAGAGAUGGACAUUUAAUAUACAAGACUUUAUAGUUAUAUUUUAGUAAUAUUUGACAUAGGUUGUCAAUUAGUGUGUGUCACUGUGUGUGGGGAGGGGAGAAUAGAUGACUUUUCUGCAAUAUUUUUUGAAAAGCAUAUAAAACCUUUGGGUAAACAUUUUUGUAUUACUUUUUAUUGGAUUUCUAUUCCAUAUUAUUCUGUAUUGAAUGAUUUGAAUGCUGAAAUAUCUUUUUAAAUUUAAUAACAUUUAAAUGAGAUUUUUUUUAGUUAUAUUUCAUGAUACAUAAAUGUCAGUGAAAUUAGAAGAAUGAAAAUGAUCUGUGAUAAAUUCUGAAAAUGUUUUGGGAAAAUAGUGCAAGAUGUGAUUUGUUUUAAUAUUUGAUAUGGCAAUCAUGACAUGUACAAUGUACUAGAUUUGGUAAGCAUGUGAACAAUCUUAUA